Molecule: messenger RNA, 2643 nt
Organism: Drosophila novamexicana
Lineage: Eukaryota; Metazoa; Arthropoda; Insecta; Diptera; Drosophilidae
Product: scoloptoxin SSD14
Exons: 7
Coding region: 324-2366 (680 amino acids)
Biological process (GO): glutathione catabolic process
Cellular component (GO): plasma membrane
Molecular function (GO): glutathione gamma-glutamate hydrolase
Source: RefSeq, a predicted model, not a curated record
AUAAAAUAAAAUUCAAAACUUAUAGAAAAUCGGGCAAAAAAAUAAUAAUUGAAAUUUAUCAGCGCAUCUAACACAUCUAUAUAGACAAUUAUAUAGCGUCGGCAGCGGCGCGUAUCGAGUAAAAACAAAAACUGCGAGGAAAGCACAAUUAAAGAAAUACGAAAAACUUGACGCGUUUUCUGUGCGUUUGAAAAACGCGCGCGUUUUUUUGUUUUGUUCGUUUUCCAGUGCAAAAAAAAGAACGAAUCUUUUGAAAGAGCACUUGCAGCAGCGCAUCAGCAUCAGCAGCAGCAGCGGCAGCAUCCACAGCGGAUGCUCACAAGAUGGUGCACCACGGCAACGACGAUGCGAUGAACAAGAUUCCACUCAAAUCCUCCAGCGGCUUGGACGAUGAGGAGAAGAAUGGUGGCGAACUGAUGCAGGACACCGCCGCUGCCGAGGAGGCGCGACGCGAGCAGAUGCGUGCCAAUUUGCUGGCCUGGAUGAAGAAGCUGACGAUUGUCCUAAUAUGCUUCAUUGGGAUCGCCCUGAUUAGCUAUGUGAUCAUCAGCCUGUGCUUCAGCGAUGAGCAGCCGCCAGCUUCGCUGCACAACAGCAACAACGACAGCAUCGAGGCAACAACAGCAGCAGCUGAGGAGAUUGCCAUAGCUGGUCCUGCGGUGGCCGCCUCCACGUCCGCAACAACGCCACCUCCGUCGCCGGCAACAAUACUGGACAACAGCAACAUCGAGUUUACAUCCAAAUUGGGCGUCUUUGAGCACGCGGCCGUCUGCUCGGAUGCGGAGCCUUGCAGUCAGAUUGGCAGUGAUAUAAUGAAGCGGAACGGCAGCGCUGUGGAUGCAACAAUUGCCACAAUGUUGUGCAACGGCCUCCUGACUGCCCAAAGCAUGGGCAUCGGCGGCGGCCUGCUGAUGAAUAUCUAUGACCGUGAGUCCCAGCGGGGCCAUCAGAUCGAUGCGCACGUGCUGGCACCCUACGCGGCCGAUCAGAAGAUGUUCGACAAGGACCCGAAUGCCUCCUUCACUGGCCCACUGAGCAUUGCGGUGCCGGGCGAGGUGAUGGGCUAUCAUUUGGCACACCAGCGCUUUGGCAAGCUACCCUGGCGGGAUCUGGUGGCACCCUCGCUAAAGAUAUGCGAGAUUGGCUACCGAAUGACCAAGCAUCAGGAGAAGAGUGUGCGCAACGUGUGGUCCGCCAUCAAGGAUAAUCCGGAGUACCAGAGCAUCUUUCUGAAUGUGGAAACAGGCGAGCACCACGUGGAGGGCACAUUACUGAAGCCAUCGGCGAAGCUGUGCAUCACAUAUCAACUGCUGGCCGACAACGGGCCGAUGGACUUUUACAACGGGACCGUGGCCAAAAUGCUGGCCGAGGAUCUGAAGGAGCUGGGCAGCAUUAUCACCCAGGACGAUUUGGAUGCAUACACAGCCGAAAUGCGGCACUCGGUAACCAUGCCACUGGGUGAGGAUACGCUCUAUGCCGUGCCGCCAGUGAGCAGCGGAUCUGUCGUCUCCCACAUACUCAGCAUUCUGGAGGGCUAUAAUUUCACACGCGCCGAUUUGGCGGAUGAUGAAUCCUAUGCCCUUACCGUACACCGCAUCACCGAGGCGGUCAAGUUCGGAUUCGCCCGUCGACCCGAGCUGGGCGAUCCGCGCUUCAAUGAAGUGCGCGAACUGGUCAGCCAGCUGAACAAUCCGGAAUACGCAGUCCAGCAGCGCUCCAAGAUCAACGAUAGCCAUGUGCUGAGCGGACCGCACGAGUACGGCGCACAGUUCUCCUCCGAAGAAGAUCCGUACGGCACCUCCGCGCUCGCCGUGAUCGCGCCCAAUGGCGAUGCCGUCGCCGUGACCAGCUCCAUCAAUUUCUAUUUCGGCUCCGGCCUGGUUGGACCACGCACGGGCAUCAUACUGAACGAUGGCAUGAACGACUUUGCUGUGCCGCACAAUCACUUCAAGCUGCCGCAGUCGCCGGCGAAUACCAUUGACGUACACAAGCGACCCAUGUCCUCGCAGUCGCCGAUGCUGCUGGCGGACCACGACGGCAACAUACGCUUGGCAAUUUCGGCUGCCGGAGGCAGCAAGAUCGUGCCGGCCAUUGUCGAGGUGGCCGCACGCUAUCUGUGGCUCGGAGAUGACCUGAAGGCGGCUGUAGAUGCGCCGCGGUUCUACAAUCAGCUUCUGCCCGACGUCCUCGAGUACGAGGAUGGCAAGUACUCGGAGCCGCUGCUGCAGCUUCUCCAGAAACGGGGGCACAAUCUGCAGCCAUUGAAGCUUGACUCAGCCUCCGUGGUCUGUGCCAUUGGCCGCAAUGCGACGGCGGUCUAUGCAAAUGCCGAUUAUCGUAAGCGCGGCGGCGUUUCCGGCUUCUAGGCGCAAAUGCUCGCGCACACACACACACACACACACACACACACACAAUCACACAGACACAAACACACACACUCUCAUACAUACAUAACCACACACUAGCGUAUCGUCAAGUGAGAUUAGUUUGAGAGAUGAAGCGAGAAGCAAGAAGCGUGAAGCGAGAAGUGAAGGCGAAAUCGAAUGUUUGUGUGAAAGUAUUUAAGCUAGCUAUGUCUUUUUUUACAUAUAUGUAUGUAUAUCGUAUGUUAAAUAAAUUUAUAUGCUACCUACUACUACCUUA